Messenger RNA from Selaginella moellendorffii, 1506 nucleotides. Its product is annotated as eukaryotic initiation factor 4A-1. The transcript is spliced from 6 exons. Bases 1 to 1506 code for a protein of 501 amino acids. Gene Ontology annotation, molecular function: RNA helicase activity; RNA binding. Gene Ontology annotation, cellular component: nucleus. The record is from RefSeq and is a predicted model, not a curated record. Lineage: Eukaryota; Viridiplantae; Streptophyta; Lycopodiopsida; Selaginellales; Selaginellaceae.
AUGGCGCCAAUUGAUCACCCCGCAAGCUGCGAUUUUGAGGAAGCUCUAGCUGCGGCUGCCCGUGGCAUCAACGUAUCAGCCAUGCAUGUGACCCUUGUGGUCACGAGCGCGGCCAAAAUCCCAUUGUUGUUGCAACUCCUGCGCUCCCGAGCAAUCUCUAAUUGUUGGGGGCUGGUAGGGCGCAUGAGCGAGGACGAAUGGAUGCUGCGAGCCUUGAGCUUUGUGGUGGCCACCCCGGAGGAAGUCCGUGGCACCGCUUUGUUUUCCUCCCGCCUUGAGGCGCUUGUGCUGGACAAAGCAGCUGUGGCGCAAAACACUUUUUUCCACGAGCUCUUGUAUGAAUCACGACAUCGUAAGCUUCCCGUGUUUCCUGCGCAACCACGAGUACCAGUCUUUCGGAGGCCGUGGCAGCACGGCGUGAGCGCAAUGAAGGGCUGGGUGGAUCCCAGGGACCGCUCCAGUGUCAAGGGGGAGCUGCGUUCCUCCUUGGAGGAAACUCUACCAGAAGUGCUGUCUUGCUCUGGCCUUGGAGACUCGUGGUUUGACUCAGCUGUGGAAAGCUUUGCCGAUGGUGACAGCAUAGUGCAGCAGGACUGGUCCGCGAUUCUGAGCUACAUGCCUGGCGUUUUCCAUCGCCUUGCUCGCGGAGAUAAAUGGCUCACGCUUGUCCUGGCACCCGACUGCAGGGCUGCUCCCAUCGCCCGGUUUAUGCAAGUGUUUGCUCGUCACUUCGGACUGCCGGAAGAGCUGGUUGGCCUCCAAGCGGCCAGCCGAGUUGCCGUUGGUUCCCCCGAGAGAUUUCACCCAAGCAACAGGUUGAGCGACGUCUGCCAGCUCAUACUGGUCGAGGCGGACAAGCUCUUUGCGUCACACAGGCCCGAGAUGGAGUGGAUCGUGGAGCGGCUGGAAGAGGAUGUCCAGAUCGGUUUGCACUCGGAGACGCUGCCUCCUGAGGUGGAAGACCUGGCGUCGAGGUUUGCCAAGCGCCAUCGGUGGGAAAGGCUAGACAAGGCCGGCGCCAGCAUGGAUGGCAUCCGCCAGUUCUACGCUUGCGUGGACGAUGAGAGCUGCAAACUAGACGAGCUAUGCCGGCUGUGCAAAGAGCUGAGGCGGCGCUUCAAAGUCCAGGCGGCGGUGGUGUGCAACAGCAGUGCCAGGGUGGUGGAGGUGGUGGAGGAGAUGAGGAAGCGGGGCUUGUCCGCGUUUGGGAUUCACAGCGGCAUGGGCGAGAGGGAGGUGGAGCUUAUCAAGCGGAGCGAGCAAAGGUCCGUGAUCGUCACAGAUCAUGGCUGCUCCAAGGGGGCUCGAGACGUGAUCAACUUUGAGAUGCCACUGUCUCCCGGGGACUACUUUGAGCGUGCUUCCAAGCAGCGGGACCAGGUGACCAAAGUGGUGAUUAGUCUUGUUGUCGGGGGGCAAGAGUGUGAGCUACUGGAUCGCGUGAGGAGUCUGUAUGGGGUCGACAUAGAUUUGUUGCCUUCUCAGCCCAAGAGACCUGUAUUAUGA